Molecule: messenger RNA, 2004 nt
Organism: Paracoccidioides brasiliensis Pb18
Product: phosphoribomutase PRM15
Exons: 10
Coding region: 1-2004 (667 amino acids)
Biological process (GO): purine ribonucleoside salvage; carbohydrate metabolic process
Molecular function (GO): phosphopentomutase activity; magnesium ion binding
Source: RefSeq, a predicted model, not a curated record
AUGAAUUGGGCACAUAUUAGCUACAAUGGGAACACUGUGGUUAUUUUGGGUGCAAACAGCUGGGCUGGGUAUCCGCCUAUGUUGGAUUCUAGAAUAGUCAGUUCGUUCCCUUUCACCAUGAUACUGCUCUCCGAUCUAGUCACACAAUGGCUGGCUUGGGACCAGGACCCUCAAACCCGCGAGGAAAUCAUUUGCCUCCGCGAUGAGAAGAAGGAUGAUGAAUUGGAGAAGCGGCUCCGAAAAUAUAUCGAAUUCGGCACCGCAGGUCUUCGCGGUCGUAUGCAAGGCGGCUUUUCCUCCAUUAAUGCCCUGACUGUUAUUCAAGCCUCACAGGGGCUAGGGAAGUUUAUCGAACAGUUUCACUGUCGGAGUCCCGCCCAGGGCGCGGGACAGGACUCGCCCACAGUCAUCAUUGGCCGCGAUGCACGGCAUAACUCGGAGAAAUUUGCCGCGCUGGCUGCGAAUGCGUUUGCUGCGCAAGGGAUUCGUGUGUUAUGGUAUGAGAAUGCGGGGCCGACGCCGCUGGUGCCAUUUGGUGUGUUGGCACAUCGAGCGGCUGCCGGGGUUAUGAUUACGGCUAGUCAUAAUCCUGCAUGUGAUAAUGGUUUAUACACGUCAGCCGGCUGUCAGAUAAAUACUCCCAUGGACGCCCAGAUUGCUCAAUUAAUCCAAGAAAACCUGGAACCGUGGCCGUCCGCCUGGGCCACAUUGGACCAGAACAAAUAUUUGACCCUGGAUUCCUACGAGGAUACAGCGAAAAUGUAUUGCGGCGCCGUCACCAGGUUCAUUAACUCAAUCAGACUCACCACCGGUCCUCCAAGGCAAUUUGUCUACACUCCCUUACACGGAGUGGGCUAUGCAACCAUGUCCCGCCUUUGCGAAGAGUUGGGGAUAACAGACAUGAUCACCGUGGCCGAACAGCAGGAACCGAACCCGGAUUUCCCAACCGUUGUUUUCCCCAAUCCCGAAGAAGCCGGCGCAUUGGAUUUGGCCAUGAAAACCGCGGACGCCGUGAAUCGCAGCCUGAUCAUCGCCAAUGACCCCGAUGCUGAUAGGCUUGCCGUGGCAGAGAAAGUCAAUGGCAUCUGGGUGAAAUUCACCGGCGACCAACUUGGCAUCCUCCUUGCCUCCUACAUGCUCGACGCAAUCCAAGCCGAAACCCAGUCCCAGCAAGAAACCCCCACGCAACACACGAAAAAGAUCGCCAUGCUCACUACCGCCGUCUCAACAAGCAUGCUCUCCAAACUCGCCGCUGCCGAAUCCAUCCACUUCCAAGAAACACUGACUGGCUUCAAAUGGCUCGGAAACGUUGCCAGGAGGCUCCAAACUCAGGCCUCCGCUGACGACGCCUACACCGUCCCGUUUGCUUUCGAAGAAGCCCUCGGCUACAUGUUCCCUGCAAUCAGCUACGACAAAGACGGCCUAACGGCCGCCAUGGUAUUUCUUGCCGCCGAAACAACCUGGAGAGUCCGCGAUGGGCUAACGCCGUACGAGAAGUUGAUGGAGCUUUAUGGAACGUAUGGGUAUCAUGAGAGUUUGAAUGGAUAUUUUGUCUCGCCGAGUAGAGGCGUCACGGACGAGUUGUUUGAGGGCAUUCGCAGGGAAUUCGGGCCGGUUGCCCGUGCCGGAAGUACUUCUACGGGAAGCAUUGGGUCAUUGCCGAUUCUGCGGUGGAGAGAUGUGACGCGGGGGGUUGAUGUGGGAGAGGAUUCCAUUGCGGCUGACGGUCCGGGGAGUGAAAAGCGGUUGCCCGUCGAUCCGAGCAGUCAGAUGCUGACGGUGUGGUCUGAGCGGGGAAUUCGGUUUACGCUGAGGGGCUCCGGGACAGAGCCAAAGGUUAAAAUAUACAUUGAGAGCUGUUGCGACUCUCGCGAAGAAGCUGUCAAGGCCGUCUGUUACAUGUUUACGACUGUGCUGGAGCAUUGGGUAAAACCGCAUGCCCCAACGAUGACGUGGGCGCGAGAGAUGGUUACGUCGUCUGGACAUGUGCUUCGUGCGGCAUAG